ACAUCCUCGCGAUCCUCCUCCUCACUGCGCUCGCCACCGCCGCCGCGCCGCUCGACAGGUGGCGCCCGAUCGACCCGAGGGCCUCAAGGAUCCGGAAGUGACGGAUGCCACGAAGUUCGCCGUCAAGCAGCACAACGAGAAGGAGGGGGAGAAGCUGAAGCUGGUGAGGGUGGAGUCCGGCGCGUACCAGGUCGUCCGCGGGAAGAACUAAAAGCUGGAGCUGACGGUCUCCGACGCUGUAGACGCCAACGGGUUGUCCAAGUACGAGGCGAUCGUCUGGGUGCAGCCCGGCGCUGUGAAGAGGCUCACGUCGUUCAAGAAGGUGACGUGAGCUAG
Messenger RNA from Linum tenue, 336 nucleotides. The record is from the annotation of a GenBank genome assembly. NCBI's taxonomy places the organism in Eukaryota, Viridiplantae, Streptophyta, Magnoliopsida, Malpighiales, Linaceae.